AUGGAUGAACUAGAUGACAAUGGUACCAAUAAAAGAGUGCUAUCGUCGCGUAUGAAGGAUGAGACGAGAGCCCGGAAAGCCGGCAAGCUGAUGAGCGACCGCGCCAUCCUUCUCGAAACGAUACAUGAUAAAUUGGCCAAGUAUGAUGACUUUCUUCUGAAAACACGAGAAAUCAAUGCCCUCGAGAAGCCCUCGGAUCGAGACUAUAUUAGUAUGAGAACAUGGUUCUGUAACAUGAAGCCGUUCAGUUACCAGCCUGAGGAAGAGUUCAUUAAGAGAAAGCGUGAUCUAGUGACACUGCGACCGAACACCGAAUGGGGCCACUUCGACGAAUGGAUCGAGGAAGGCAUCGAACGCUUACCCACAAGGAUCGGGAGAGUUACGUCCGCCGGAAAAUCCACCGCCACUAUUGAGGCGAUGGGCAUCUUGGUGGCUUUCAUUUUCCUGUUUUCAGUGACGAUGGGCUUGCUGACGGGGGCAAAAAGACAAGAACUGUUCGCAGCUUCAGCCGCAUAUGCAGCGGUGCUUGUUGUAUUCUUGGGCAAUCUCGGGAACGUCGGCAACCGCAAAUAA
Parastagonospora nodorum SN15 is the source of this 573-nucleotide messenger RNA. RefSeq lists its product as hypothetical. The record is from RefSeq and is a predicted model, not a curated record. Bases 1 to 573 code for a protein of 190 amino acids. The transcript has 2 exons. NCBI's taxonomy places the organism in Eukaryota, Fungi, Ascomycota, Dothideomycetes, Pleosporales, Phaeosphaeriaceae.